AUGGAUCUAGGCUCCAAGAAAAUAUCCCGCAACCGUCCUCAACUAUCAUGCACAGCGUGUCGUCGGAGGAAAUUAAAAUGCGACCGAGGGGAUCCUUGUGACAAUUGCAGACGUCGGAACGAACAACACCUGUGUACUUACCUGCCCCCCAACUUAAAUCAGAGAAAUCCGAAGAAGUCCGGGAAAUCGAAAUCUCGCCUCGAUCGGCUGGAGAAACUGGUGACCGAAUUAAAUGCAAAGGUCCAGCAGGUUGAUCCCUCUCAUCAAGGAUACCCAGUAUCUUUGGCUACUCAGAACGACACGAACCUUUCGCAUGCCACAUUAGGGGAUAAUCCGCAGGGAUUGAGUGUCAGACAUUUCACGUCGUCGUUGUGGGAAGAUGUGCUGAAUGAUAUCGCCGAGAUCAAAGACUGCGUCGACGACGCUGAAUACGACACUGACAACGAACUGCAGGAAAAUCAUCAGCCAGAUGAACUCUCUGUCUUCUGUUUCCGUGGCCAGACUGAUAUCGCAAUGCUUGUCGCAUCAUUGCCCACAAGAGUGGAAACUGAUCGGCUGGUCGCAAACUUCUUUCAUUUCUCUUAUGCUUUGAGACCAAUUGUUCAUACUGAGAAAUUUCGGAGUGAGUACGAAUCAUUUUGGUCAGAUCCUCUAGCUGCUUCUGCUUCCUGGUUGGGAAUGCUUUUCUGUAUGCUACGAAUCUCCUCCGAUCUGUUCAUCCGUUCAGGAGUUGCGCCACUUUCGAUCGUCAACGGCCCCAGCCCAGUUACACUUUUUCGCGACCGAACCCUAGAAUGCGUGUCGUCAACAGGGUUACGCAAAUUAUGCCCAUAUAUACUUCCAACUAUCCUCCUCCACAUCGAGGCUGAGUUUAUGUCAAGUUCAGACUCAAAAAUUGACACAUGGAUUAUAAGCAGCACCGCAGUGCGCAUAGCUUUGCGCUUUGGACUUCAUCAUGAGCCCUUGGCCGAGGAGGGUAUCUCUCCCUUCAACGCAGAAAUGCGGCGUCGGUUGUGGCUUGGGAUUGUACAAAGUGAUAUCAUGCUGUCUUUUCAAGUCGGUCUUCCUGCAAUGAUUCCUUGGCGACAAGUAGAUGUACGACUCCCACGAAACCUUCGAGAUGAUGACUUGGAUGAGAAUUCCUCUGACCUUCCCCCUUCACGGCACAUGCGUGAGGCGACCAACAUUUCAUUUUUCCUCGCGAAGCAGCCGCUGCUGGAGUGUUUCGCGCGGAUUGCGUCUCAUUCACAAGAGCCUUAUCCGAGGGAUGAAGAGGUAGCAGUUCUGCAACAAAAUUUGGAUAGGGCGCGGGAAGGAUUACCGCCCAUCUAUCGGAUUCGUCCAAUCAAUGAAGCUGUGACCGAACCUAGUUUUCUUGUGAUGCAGCGUUAUGCGAUAGAUCAGAUAUAUCAGACAGCUGUCUGCGUACUGCACCGCAAGCAUCUCAGCCGCGCGUCAUCGAUUCCCGAAUGGAGUCAAUCCCGACUCCUUUGUAUCGAUUCAGCUUUGACGUUGCUGAGUUAUCAGGCGAUCAAAGACGAAGAGUCAAGGCCAGCAGGCCGAUUUGCUGGAAACAAAAUCAUGAUGAACUCACUUGAUCAGAAUAGCUUUUUGCUGGCUGCGAUGUUAAUAUGCUUGGAUCUGAAACAGCGAGGAUCCUUGUGCUUGGAGUCAAGUGAUCUUUUACUUUGGAAUCAGGAAAGGGGCGAUGAAAUGAAGCGGGCCCUGGAAACAUCCAUGAAAAUCUGGGACUCAAAGAAAAACGUCUCAUCUGAAGCUUCCCGUGCGAGCAAAAUACUGUCUAGGAUAUUGCGAAGCUUGCUGGAUGACAAAAUUGACUUUCCCGUUGUCGAGAUGGGCAUUGGUGAGCCUGAGCAUUUGAGCGAAGUAUUGGCUUCCUCUGAGGAAUUCGACUGGGUAGGUGCUCGUGACCCGGCCAUUCUUGCCAUGAAAGCUCAUUCCAUAGCAGUUGGAAUUCGACAGUAUGUUUCGUGA
Molecule: messenger RNA, 1995 nt
Organism: Penicillium lagena
Lineage: Eukaryota; Fungi; Ascomycota; Eurotiomycetes; Eurotiales; Aspergillaceae
Product: Zn(II)2Cys6 transcription factor
Exons: 5
Coding region: 1-1995 (664 amino acids)
Biological process (GO): DNA-templated transcription; regulation of DNA-templated transcription
Cellular component (GO): nucleus
Molecular function (GO): zinc ion binding; DNA-binding transcription factor activity, RNA polymerase II-specific; DNA binding
Source: RefSeq, a predicted model, not a curated record